Messenger RNA from Polyodon spathula (Mississippi paddlefish), 737 nucleotides. RefSeq names its product purine nucleoside phosphorylase-like. NCBI's taxonomy places the organism in Eukaryota, Metazoa, Chordata, Actinopteri, Acipenseriformes, Polyodontidae. The record is from RefSeq and is a predicted model, not a curated record. Gene Ontology annotation, cellular component: cytoplasm. Gene Ontology annotation, biological process: nucleoside metabolic process. The transcript has 4 exons. The coding region runs from base 171 to 737 and encodes 188 amino acids. Gene Ontology annotation, molecular function: purine-nucleoside phosphorylase activity.
GCUCUUAUUGUAGUGAGCUGGCAGGAGCCCUCCUCCAUCACGCUAUUCCCGUGCGAGGAAAGCACUUGUCUAUCUCGGCUGCAGGGAUGUGUGUCCCCCCUGUCCUAAUCUACCAUCUGACCCUGACCAGUGUAACAUUAGACGGUACGGCGAAUUAAUUAGCAAUCGCCAUGGCUUCAGGCAACGAAUGCAGCUAUGCUUUUGAGGAUUACAAAGAGACAGCUGACUGGCUUCUGGCACAGACUGAGAUGCGUCUGAAGGUGGCUGUUAUCUGUGGCUCCAGUCUGGGAGCCUUGGCUGAGCUGUUUGAGAACCAGACUGCCAUCCCCUACAAGGACAUCCCCCACUUCCCACAGAGCACAGGUACUGCAAGCCUGCCUCCCCAUUCCAUCCAAGACCUGUGCCAACGUUCAGCUACAAUAACAGUUACUAUGACAUUUCUGAGUGUGAGAACGGUGUACAGCAUGGUAGCUGGGCCUUCGUACGAGACGACUGCAGAAUGCAACAUGCUCCAGAUGCUGGGGGCAGAUGCUGUUGGCAUGAGCACCGUUCCAGAGGUGAUCCUGGCCAGGCACUGCGGGCUGCGGGUGUUCAGCCUGUCGCUUAUCACCAACAAAGUUGUGAUGAACUACAACAGCCACGAGAAGGUCAACCAUGAGGACGUCCUCAGGACAUCCAAACUCCAGGCAGAGGACUUGCAGAAUCUGGUCAUCUGCCUCGUAGCCAAGUUGGGGUAG